UUGGCACUGUAUCGAAUCGCGCAUGCGCACGUUAAAAAACACCCUUACCUGAGAAGAACUAACCAACGAGUGUUGAGAAAUUAAAAAAAUGAAUUUCCAUUGAUCUUCGUUCAUAACAGAUAAAAAGGAAUUGGAAAAAAUUGAUACGAUGCAAACACAAGGAGCUAUGAAAACGUUUCUUAGCGCCUCAAAAACCGCUUUGUCCCAAUUGUCGUUCUACCAAACAAUUCGUAUCGUCCUGGGAAAUCCGACAUGUGAUUUGGAUUCUGCUGUAUGUGCUCUAGUCCAGGGCUUGCUGGAGUAUACUGACAUUAAGAAGCGUGAUCUCACAAACGUCGCCGUAUUACCUGUCAUGAAUAUCCCAGAAAAAGAGUUUCGCAUUAAGACAGAAGUGGUUUACAGCCUAAGGUCUCAUAACAUUCCGUUGAGCUUACUAACAUUUAGAGAUCAGAUUGAUUUGCAAAAUGUACAGAACGACACUAACAAGCAGCUGGAGCUGAUCUUAGUUGAUCAUCAUACUCUUACAAGUGAAGAUGUUGCAUUAAAACCUGCAGUUGUAAUGAUUAUUGAUCAUCGCCCACUGGAUCCAGCCUGUUCAUGGCCUAAUGUGUUGUUAAACAUAGAAACUGUUGGCAGCUGUGCCACUCUUGUCGCACGCAAUGUUUUGCAGAAGAAUCCUGAUAUAUUGGAUGCACAACUUUCAAGCCUCUUGAGAGGUCCAAUAUUGAUUGACACUUAUAAUAUGUCGGAUGAAGCUGGUCGAGCAACUGCUACUGAUGUCGAUGUUCUAAAUACUCUUGAGCAAUUAGGUAAACUCACAUCUGAUAGAACUGAGACAUUUAAGAAGAUUAUGCAUGCAAAAACGGACAUCAGUGAAUUGACCCUUGAAGAACUUAUGAUUAAAGACCUAAAAAUUACGAAUGGGAUACCUCUCGUUGGAUUUUCUCUCCUAGUAGAAAAUUUUCUCAUGCAAGAAAAUGCGAAGGAGGUCAUUGAAAAAUUUGCUGAUGAAAGAAAUUGCAAUGUCAUUGUUCUUAUUGGGCAGGAUGUAAGCGAGGAACGUGUAUCUAGAGAUAUUGCAAUUUUUUCAACAUUAUGUAAGCAAUUAGCAAAUGAUAUAAUUCAAGCAUUGACUGAAUCCACUCAACCAUCUCUAAAUCUAGAAUUAAUCAAAGAAGUUCGAGAAGAGAAGUAUAACCUCUGUUUGUACAAACAAGGAAAUGUGAAGUGAAACCCCGCCGCUGUCGCCAUUGGCUGUUGGAACGUCACACCCCUCGGCGUUAUCACGUAUCAUCCCCGAAAGGUCCUUUCUUCCUGCGAUAUCGUAGUGACCGUUGAGAGUGGUGGAGAGCGAUGCCGUGACUAUCGGUCACUCCUCGCUUGCACGAAUGUCGCGGUGAUGUGCGGGACGCGUCGUGAAGACCGUGCGCAGCAAUUAUUUUGCGGCAGAGAGAUGCGGAAAUGCGUGCCAAGCGGAGCAGUUAAAGCGCCAAACUCGACGAGCGAAAAAGGCGUAUUAUUAACGAGACGCACGUGUUCCAUUUAAAAUUAUGAGAUUGGUCUCGGAGCGUCGGCGGCUUUUCUCAAACAGUAAGGACGUCGUGCAGAAUUUGAAAAAUCGGCAAGACCCGACGCGGGAGUCUCUAACAGUUUCCUCCCCGAAGCACGGAAUUGGCCGCGAGGGCAAAA
This is a messenger RNA of Solenopsis invicta (red fire ant), 1689 nucleotides long. It is a transcript of the gene pn, whose product is annotated as exopolyphosphatase PRUNE1. Gene Ontology annotation, cellular component: cytoplasm. Bases 149 to 1231 code for a protein of 360 amino acids. The transcript is spliced from 7 exons. The record is from RefSeq and is a predicted model, not a curated record. Gene Ontology annotation, molecular function: exopolyphosphatase activity. NCBI's taxonomy places the organism in Eukaryota, Metazoa, Arthropoda, Insecta, Hymenoptera, Formicidae.